CAAAAUAAACACGUGCGGCUGCAUUACAUUUGACUUUAUAAUUGUUUACAUUUUGUUGACAUAUUACAAAAUAUACAAUGGGUAAGCAAAAGAAGACGAAAAAGAUACAGAAACAGCGAAAUGCACAAUUGAAGCGUCUGAUGAAGCCCACCGAUUCCCGGAUAAAGGAGCAAGCACGUCAAAAACGAAAAAAGCCAACCGAUCCUCAUGAUAUGAAAGUCCAUGAAGCGACACAGCAGAGCUCGGCACUCUUUUUCCAGUACAACACACAGCUGGGACCGCCCUAUCAUAUCGUGCUCGACACGAAUUUCAUUAAUUUUAGCAUUAAAAAUAAGCUGGAUAUAGUGCAGUGCAUGAUGGACUGUCUGUACGCCAAGUGCAUACCAUAUAUAUCGGACUGUGUGCGCGCCGAGCUGGAAAAACUGGGCAACAAGUAUAAAUUGGCCCUCCGAAUCAUAUCCGAUCCCCGUUUCGAGCGUUUACCCUGCUUGCACAAGGGCACCUACGCCGACGACUGCUUGGUCGAGCGAGUGCGUCAACACAAGUGCUACAUUGUGGCCACAAAUGACAAGGACCUGAAGAACCGCAUACGCAAGAUACCAGGCGUUCCUAUCAUGUAUGUCGCUGCGCAUAAAUACGCCAUUGAGCGUAUGCCCGAGGCGUACGGUGUUAAAGCGUAGUCCAAGUUAUAUCUUAUCUUACAUCUAUUAUUUGUAAUUUCUUUAAUAUAGAUAAGCAUUAAGAAAAACU
Messenger RNA from Drosophila novamexicana, 750 nucleotides. RefSeq names its product rRNA-processing protein FCF1 homolog (gene Bka). Bases 78 to 680 code for a protein of 200 amino acids. Gene Ontology annotation, cellular component: nucleolus; small-subunit processome. NCBI's taxonomy places the organism in Eukaryota, Metazoa, Arthropoda, Insecta, Diptera, Drosophilidae. The record is from RefSeq and is a predicted model, not a curated record. The transcript is spliced from 2 exons.